AUGCAGCUCCUUAACGUUAUCCAGACACCAGUGCUUAAGGAUACUGCACAGUGCGUAGAUCUCAUUCGCCUUGGUCUUGCGUGGUGUACUUGGAACAAUAUCGGGGGUUGGCGAGGAGAGAAGAGGAACUUGGUGGGAUAUGCAUGGUAUCAGAGACCUCGAACCAUUUUCACGCCUUUGAAAAAGACGAGUUUGUCGAAACGCCAGGCCAAUAAAGAAGUUUCACCUAAACCUCGUUGGCAUAACAAAAAAAAACAUAAAAUCAUCUACGGCUUCUACUCUGAUCUCUUCGACAGCCAUGUCCGCUUACCUCCUCACCAUCUGAGGGAAGAUGGACAAGUCAUUCCAGAGGUUCUCCCGUCCGAAGUACGACAUGCUAUCAUGUCAGUAAGAAAUCGUACGGCACCCGGUCCCGACAGAAUAAGACCAGAACACCUGAAGAGCCUUCCGCCGGUACUCAUCAACACCCUGGCGAGGCUCUUUACACGUUAUCUGUCGGAAUGCAAGGUUCCUAAACAGUGGAAGAUCAGCAAGACCGUGUUGUUGUAUAAAAAGGGAGAUCCACAUGACAUCGGCAACUAUCGUCCAAUCUGCCUACUGUCCGUCAUCUACAAGGUCUUUACAAGAGUAAUCCUUAAUAGGAAUGAAAAAGUCUUGGAUGAAGGACAGCCAUGUAAGCAAGCAGGGUUUCGAGAAGGAUUCAGCACGACUGACCACAUUCACACCGUUUCGAAACUCAUCGAGGUAUCACGAGAGUACAAGAUGCCGCUCUGUCUCACCUUCAUCGACUUGAAAAAGGCCUUCGACUCAGUUGAGACGGAAGCGGUCGUGGAAGCCUUGGACAACCAAGGCGUCCCUACUCAGUACAUAAAGGUACUUCGAGAGUUGUACAGUAACUUCACGACCGGAAUUUCGCCAUUCUACAAGAACAUCAUCAUUGACGUGAAGAGGGGGGUCCGACAGGGUGAUACAAUUUCACCCAAAAUAUUCACAGCCACCCUCGAGAACGCAAUGCGAAAGUUGGAAUGGGACGACAUAGGAGUGAAGGUUGAUGGUCGGCAGCUACACCAUUUGCGCUUUGCUGAUGACAUUGUACUGAUAACACCUAGCAUUAGCCAACCGGAACGAAUGCUGACCGAAUUCGACGAAACAUGUGGAUGCAUCGGUCUUCAGCUGAAUCUACAACGAUGUCGGGAACUAAACAUGAUGAACGACCUGACCCCCGAGCUGGGCAGGAGGAGACGAGCGGCUUGGGGAGCGUACAAGAGCAUCGAGGAUGUAGUGAAGAAGACCAGGAACACCCGGCUCCGUGCUCACCUCUUCAACACCACCGUACUUCCUGCUUUGACCUAUGCUUCGGAAACCUGGGCAUUUCGCAAGCAGGAAGAAAACGCAGUGAGCGUCAUUGAACGCGCAAUUGAGAGAGUGAUGCUAGGAGUAUCCCGUUCCACGCAAGUGAAGGACGGGAUUCGAAGUUCUCUCCUACGUCAGCGAUCGAAGAUAAGAGACGCCGCCGCGUUUGCCAAGGAAAGUAAAAUAAGGUGGGCCAGACACGUGAUGCGCUUUAAUGACAACCGUUGGACCAGAGCCGUGAGCAACUGGGUUCCCCGCGAUAUUAAGCGCACUACAGGAAGACCGCCGACCCAAUGGUCAGAUUUCUUCACGAAGUCCUUCAAAGAAAAAUAUGAUGCUCUUCGUGUCCCACGCGAAAGGAGGAACCACUGGGCUACUCUGGCACGCGAUCGGGACAAAUGGAAGAAUUACUGGCGCCCGCUCGACCAGUUCGAAGAUCAACGGGAGUCAAGAAACUACGAGAGCGCCGGUGCUUUAAGGGCAUCACCCCAGGAAUCUGGGGUGGUGCGAGUUUCAGGUGCAUGUUCUGUACUUUCGGAUGUGAUCUUUGUUUUUGGAGCGACUAAAACAGACGAACAAAAGGAAGACACGCCACUCGAUGAGGAAAACGUUGUGCAAAAUCGACUUGGAAUUGCCUGUUAUUUGCACAUGGUCGCCUCUUGCUUCUUUGUCAUGGGUCUACUGACCGCAAUUGCAUCUUCUUACUUAUUGAUAUCGUCAGGAAAAGGGAGAGAAGGUUGCUGCCAGACUAAAAAGGACUACUUACAACAGCACCGGUGGAAUCACGAGUCUCGCACUGUAUUCGCAUGCAGUCGCAAAUCAUGUCGGCCUAUAGUGGUGAUUGAAGAUGACAGUGUCUAA
Necator americanus (New World hookworm) is the source of this 2214-nucleotide messenger RNA. RefSeq lists its product as uncharacterized. The record is from RefSeq and is a predicted model, not a curated record. Bases 1 to 2214 code for a protein of 737 amino acids. NCBI's taxonomy places the organism in Eukaryota, Metazoa, Nematoda, Chromadorea, Rhabditida, Ancylostomatidae. The transcript has 7 exons.